Molecule: messenger RNA, 3102 nt
Organism: Hypanus sabinus (Atlantic stingray)
Lineage: Eukaryota; Metazoa; Chordata; Chondrichthyes; Myliobatiformes; Dasyatidae
Gene: rassf8b
Product: Ras association domain family member 8b
Exons: 8
Coding region: 427-1665 (412 amino acids)
Biological process (GO): signal transduction
Source: RefSeq, a predicted model, not a curated record
AAGAGCGGCAAGGGCAGCCCGGAGCCCUCGGCACCAGCAGCCCAUCCUUCGGAGCAGCCGCCGACACAUUGGACCUCAUGAAUCACUGGGCCUGACGAGCGGGCAGUUUUGCUAUGCAUCCACACACCACGGCUGGGCUAUUAUCUUACGUAUUCAGCAACUUUCAAAGCUGUGAUUGUCUUCUGCUGCAUAAAUCAUACUCAAAGCAUCGCGUACAGAAGAUGGGAUGUUAUGUUGAAGCUCUAUCAGACAUUGGACUUCCUUGCUACGUCCUUGUGCGGAAUGGAUAGGAACUCUUCACCCUCGGUAGAGGAGAGAGAUCGGGGCCGAUCCUGGAUAAAGCAGGAAGCUAUUAUUGUGUUUUCUGUCACUGAUCACCGCGCUGCAGGAUCCAGGCUGUCUGGGCUGAAGAUGAGCUAAUGGUGUAUGAUGGAACUGAAGGUGUGGGUCGAUGGAGUCCAGCGCAUUGUCUGUGGUGUCACCGAGGCCACAACCUGCCAAGAAGUCGUCAUCGCCCUCGCUCAGGCUAUCGGCAGAACUGGCCGAUACACCCUCAUUGAGAAGUGGAGAGAGACAGAGCGUCACCUGGCACCCCACGAGAAUCCGCUGGCUGCCCUGAACAAGUGGGGACAGUAUGCCAGUGAUGUGCAGCUGAUCCUGCGGCGGACGGGCCCCUCUCUGAGCGAGCGGCCCACGUCAGAUAGCGUUGGCCGCGCACCUGAGAGAACUUUAUACCGGCAGAGCCUGCCGCCCUUGGCCAAGCUGAGGCCCCAGAAUGACAGGUCGUUACGGAGGAAAGAGCCCAAAAGGAAGUCCCUGACUUUUAGUGGUGGCCCAAAGGGGUUCAUUGAUGUUUUUGGGAAGUGUGCGAACUUGGAGGUGAAGCACCAGCCUCUGGCCAGCAGGGUGCCUGCCGAGGAGCUGAAGAAGGUGGUUCAUCUGCAGCGGGAGAAGCUCCACACGCUGCAGAGGCAGCUGGAGUCCAACCAGGCUGAAAUGAAGUACUGGGAGGGAAAGGUGGGCCUCCGCAUGGAGGAGGAAAUCCUGCGGCUGGAGCAGAGAAUUAAGAAGAAUGAGGUAGAGAUUGAGGAGGAGGAAUUCUGGGAGAAUGAGUGGCAGAUUGAGCGGGAGAAUGAGAAGCAGCUGAAGGAGCAGCUGGAGGAGGUGAGUCUCCGGAUCAAGGACAGCGAGGAGAAGCUGAAGGACUGCACGGAGAGAAUCCAGCGGAUCGAACGGGGCAUUGAAACCGAGAAGGUGCAGCAGGAGCUCCGCGGAUCGCAGGUCAAUGAGGAGGAGGUGAAGGGAAAUCUGGUGAAAAUCAGGAAGGACAUCGAGCUCAAGUGCCAGCACAGCACGAGGCUGCAGAACAGUCUGCGAGCUGUGGAAAGGACGUUGGGUCAAGCCAAUAAAAAGCUUCAGGAGAAGGAGCUGGAGCUGGAGCAGCUGACCAAGGAGCUGAGGCAAGUCAAUCUCCAACAGUUCAUCCAGCAGACAGGAACCAAGGUCACAGUACUUCCCGCUGAACCGACAGAGGAAGAGCUGUCUGCAGCCCAAGAGAAAGGUUCCCUGAAGUGGCCUACCUCAGCACGGCAGCUGCCCAGUAAUCUAAGGGCUCUGCAGAAUCCUCUGAUUUCAGGCUUCAACCCAGAAGGCAUCUACGUAUAAUGAGAUCACUCCCAUCAAUGAAGCCACAAGGAGAGUUGCAGAAGUUGCUGGUUAUUCUCUGACCCGCAGUAGUUUUGUUAAAUUUGCUGAUUCUGUGCCUUACACCGAGUCGGAGCCCUGUAACCAGCCAGUCACAGAUGGGUAAAUGAGGAUAUAUUUCUUGCGGAGCUAGCCAGCGUUGCUGUCCCACUACGGAAUGUCUGUUCCACUCAAGGCGAACUUGCUUGGGGGUUCCAGUUGUGGAAUGUAGGCAGAAGUUAUUUUGCAGACUUGUGAAGGCUUUGGUUCACUUUUAAAAACAUUGUUCAAUUUUAUUUGGAGUUUAAUCCUACUCUUCCCUGCCCUCAAAGCAAAAGGGCCCAGUAAUGAUGGUAAGAAAUUUUUGUCAGUAUUUUCAAAAUUAGAUUUUUUUCAAAGCAAUGUCUAUGUGUCACAACAAUGGGAAGAGGAGGUGUGUUUUGUCUGGGAUGCACAUAACGUGUUACAUGAAGCGAAAAUCAUGGUGAAGGUGCACUUCACGGGAAGAGUUUUCUUUAAAUCAAACACUGGGCAAUUCUAAGGCCCCUUUCCAAAAUGCCAAAUAAUAAGAUAAUUUCAGACAUUGAACUUUCCAUUGCACUGUUUGUGGCUAGUCAGUGAGGACUGAACCCUGUUUUGCUGCUACUAUUCCAAACUUACAGCAGAUGCACGGAAAGAGCCAGCCACCGCGAGACAGCGGAGAGAGCCGGCAGUGCAACUAGUUAACAAUGAGUGAAUUUCCAACUUUGUUAUCGUCGCUGAUUCAGAGCCCAGUAGGUUUCAAUAACCGGGGGGGAGAAAAUAUCAGGCCUUCAGAGAGAUGAGGGCAGAGUGAGCAGUGUUCAGAGCGCAUGUAUAUUUUAUAUAUCUCAGUGAAUGCAAAAUAGAAGUGGCUGUCAGAUUUGGGAAAUCACUGUUCUAGCUAAGGCAGGGGGGAGCUUGCCGGAUUCUGAUUAUGUAUAUAGUAAAUAAAAUAUUUAGAUCUUAUUUUUUGGCUUUACCAGUGUAUAUGGGUAUGUAAAAUUAAUAUAAGAUUCAGUUUAAUAGCAUUACUUUUAUAUUAUACCAAGUGCCAAUUUUACACAUGCACGGUCUGAACACAUUGUGUUUAAGUGUAUGGGAAGGAGAUACCAGUCUGUCAGAACAAUCACUCUGUAAAUCCUAUUUAUUAAGUGAUGCUCUGUGUUAUUCAGAGACUCGUGUGCUAUAUAUUUUCAAUGCCAUGCAUGUAAUUACCACUAAGCUGAAUGCAAAGUAUUAAUAUUUCAGUAUUAUUUGGUGCAAAGGAACGUACUAUAAAGCAAAAUUGAUUUUAUCACGUCUUCUUAUUUCAAGCUUUAAAGUUGUAGCAUUGUGAAUUUUAAACAACACUGUCCUAAACCCUAAUGCAGAGUAGAAUAAACAUGCCCAUUGAAAGAA